This is a messenger RNA of Hyla sarda, 2827 nucleotides long. Its product is annotated as membrane primary amine oxidase-like. The transcript is spliced from 4 exons. The record is from RefSeq and is a predicted model, not a curated record. Gene Ontology annotation, molecular function: quinone binding; copper ion binding; primary methylamine oxidase activity. Gene Ontology annotation, cellular component: plasma membrane. Bases 176 to 2461 code for a protein of 761 amino acids. Gene Ontology annotation, biological process: amine metabolic process. Lineage: Eukaryota; Metazoa; Chordata; Amphibia; Anura; Hylidae.
AAGGUUCCACAAUAAUCACAAUCUCUUCUUCAGCCUCCAAUUCUCUGCCUCCUCCCAGUUUUCCAGUUUCCCUGAAGGAUCCGGCAAGUUAAAUAGGCAGGAAUGAGGGGAAGAGAUUCCUUCUGAGCCAAGGCACGGGAGCUGGGAGCCUUACACUGGAGGAACUGGUGCGAACAUGAAUGUUAAAGUAGUCACCGCGCUUCUCAUCUUGGCAGUCGCCACAAUUUUGGCUUUGGUUUCUGUACUUUUGUUCGGAUCUAAAACAAAAUCCUGCGGUUCUGGAAAUCCAAAAACGUCCUCUUUGAAGCACAAUGACCAGAGUUUGGUGUUUGCAGACCUGAAGGCUGAAGAAAUUGCCCAAGUGGUGGCGUUCCUGAAGGAGAAGAUCGAAGACAAACUGGUGGACAUCUCCACGGCUGAUCCUUCUUCCAACUGCAUUUACUCUGUGGAACUUCUCCCUCCCAGUAAACAAGAUGCCCUAUUGUACCUGGAUAAAGGAGGACUCAAGCCCAAGAGGGAGGCACUGGCUGUGGUAUAUUUUGGAAGUCAUCCCACACCUGAAUUGAUCGAGUAUGUUGUGGGACCUCUUCCAAAUCCUACAUACAACAAGGACGUGACCCAGCAGAGAUAUAAGGUCAAGAUACCUUAUCACCGUAGACCAGUCAUUGGCAGUGAGUACAAUCAGAUACGACAGCACUUUCUACUUAAAGAGUACCCCAAGGCAAAAAGUUUCCUUAAGGAAGUAUUGGGCUAUAAUGAGUCGGACAGUGAAUAUUUUGCGGCAUUGACCAGUGCUCCCAGAGGUUUUGCAUCUGGAGAAAGGAACACCUGGUUUGGUCUCUUCCUUAACACCCAGGGGAGUGGAUUUUUCCUGCAUCCAACUGGGUUAGAACUUUUGAUAAACCAUCAGAACCUUGACCCUAAAAGGUGGAAUGUGGAGAAGAUAUUUUACAAUGGUGAGUACUUUGAAAGCCUCUCUGAAGUGGAGGAGAAAUAUAAGAAGGGACAAUUGAAGGUAGUCAAGAUGAAAAAGCCUAAACUUGAGGAUGAUAUCGCUUCCAUGAAACCCUCAAAAAGUUCCGUCUCUGAUAUCCCCAUGCAGUAUGAACCACAAGGUGCCCGAUACAGCGUCAAGAAUAACCAGGUGCUCUUCCAACACUGGAGUUUUGCAUUUGGGGUUAAUGUGAACAGAGGACUCCGUUUAUUUGACAUCAGGUUCAAGGGGGAAAGGAUAGUCUAUGAGCUUAGCAUCCAAGAAGCUAUAUCUGUGUAUGGCUCCAAUGCUCCGACUGGAAUGACAACAAGGUACAUGGAUGGACAUUUUGGCAUUGGCCGCUCUGUCUACCAGUUGGUCCGUGGCAUUGACUGUCCUUAUUUUGCCACCUACAUGGAUACCCAUUACUUGCUGGAUUCGGAAAACACAGUUCUUAACAAGGGAUCCAUUUGCAUAUUCGAACUAAACACCGGCAUUCCUUUGAGACGACACUUUUCCAGUCUCGGUUCUUCCUACUACGGUGGUUUGGCCAGCACCGUUUUGGUCAUAAGAACCAUCGCCACCAUUGGAAACUAUGACUACGUGUUUGACUUUAUGUUCUAUCAAAAUGGGGCUAUUGAGUCCAAAGUUUCCGCAACAGGAUAUAUCAGUACCUCCUUCUUCAUGGACGGAGGGGAGAAGCAUGGACAUAGAGUGGGUCCUCAUACUCUGGGCACCAUCCAUACACAUUUUAUAAAUUAUAAGGUGGACCUGGACGUUGGAGGAAUUAAUAAUUCUCUGGUGGGUUAUGAUAUGGAGUUCGAAGACUUGACGGUUCCGUGGAAUCGAGAAUGGACAUUGCAGCAAACGAAGGUGACCAAGAAAGUUCUGGUGUCGGAGAACGAGGCGGCGUUUCUGCAGCACGGACCCAUGCCUCGCUACAUGCAGUUUGCCAGCAAGCAGAAGAAUAAGUGGAAUCAUGAACGUGGCUAUAGGAUCCAGAUGGUCAGCUUUGCCGGAGACUUUCUACCGGAGAAGAGUUCUAUCCACAACGCAAUGAACUGGGCUAAGUAUAAGCUCGCUGUAACCAAACACAAGGAGGAAGAACAACUGAGCAGCAGCAUCUAUAACCAGAAUGACCCAUGGUCACCCACAGUCCAGUUCUCUAAAUUUAUUGACAACGAAAAUAUUCAGGAUCAGGAUUUAGUGGCUUGGAUAACAACGGGAUUCCUGCACAUCCCUCACGCAGAGGACAUCCCCAACACAGUGACGGCAGGAAAUGGAGUAGGCUUCUACCUCCGGCCCUACAACUACUUUAAUGAGGACCCUUCUGUCUUUUCAGAGGACGCUGUGUAUUUUCUGCCACAUGAAGAUCUCGGGUCAUGUAGCACCAAUCCUCUAGCCUGUUUAUCUCAGACGGCCUCUUGUGCUCCUACAACGCCUUCUUUUAGCUACAAUGGGUUUGAUAAUACAUAUAUUGUACUUUAGGAAGGCAAUAAGGUUCUUUUUUAAGGGUAAACUCUAAUAAUUGAUGAGAACAAAUAGAAAUUCCUGUAUUAUCACUGAAUUGGGAAUUUACACUAUAGAUAUUGCUGACCUGUUUUCACUAGAAGGUCUCACCAACACUAGAGGUUGUCCAGGUCUCACCAAUACUAGAGGUUGUCCAGGUCUCCCCAACACUAGAGGUUGUCCAGGUCUCCCCAACACUAGAGGUUGUCCAGGUCUCACCAACACUAGAGGUUGUCCAGGUCUCAUCAACACUAGAGGUUGUCCUUUACACUAUGUGUGAUCCUAACCUUUACUGAAGACACAUAAGGAUCAGUUUAUAGUACAAGGAUUUCCAAUAUAUCAGAA